UUAGUCGGUGACAGGACAGAUGUGAUACCGGGGAUGGUUCGGAGUUCGGAGCAGGAACGGAGAGGAACGCUGAGGGUUCGGUGUGUUCCGUGCGCACCGGGGCUGCGGGUCUGUCCUCCGCAUCGGUUAGUUCAUUGAUCGAUUAAUUGGUGAUGAGUGUAUCGAUGGACCGGGGGCCGGUGCGGCGCUGUAAGGUGGUGGUGGUGGGAGACGCGCGCUGCGGGAAGACUGCACUGCUGCACGUGUUCGCCAAGGACUCGUACCCAGAGAGCUACGUGCCGACGGUGUUCGAGAACUACACGGCGAGCUUCGAGAUCGACAAGCGCCGCAUCGAACUCAACAUGUGGGACACCUCAGGUUCUGCCUAUUAUGAUAACGUACGCCCGUUGGCUUACCCAGAUUCAGAUGCUGUUCUUAUCUGUUUUGACAUCAGCAGACCAGAGACCAUGGACAGUGUUUUAAAAAAGUGGCAGAGUGAGACGCAGGAAUACUGUCCCAAUGCAAAGAUUGUAUUGGUGGGAUGUAAGCUGGACAUGAGGACGGAUCUAAACACACUCAGAGAGCUGUCCAAACUCACACUGAUCCCCGUCACACACGAACAGGGCACUUCUCUGGCGCGACAGAUCGGUGCGGCGGCCUACGCCGAGUGUACGGCCAAACAAUCGGAGAACAGCGUACGGGACGUCUUCCACAUCGCCACGGUGACGUCUAUCUGCCAAGACACCCAGCGGCUCAAGCGGUCCGAAUCACGCAAAGGACUCAAACAUAUCUCCCAGAAUCCUCAGCACGUCGAGAUCCUGGAGCAGCGUAAAGCUCGAGCGAAGAGCUGCACGCUGAUGUAGGAGCACAGAACACACGACCUGCUGGUGGUCUGAUUCUUAUAUAAAUUCAUUUUUUAUAUUUGAUGCACAGAGAGGGAUUAUUUAUUGACUCUUUUUACUGCUGAGUUGUUUUGCACCUUGUAGAAGGAUGUUGGUGAUGCAACAUUUUCAUUUUUUAUUAUUUUUUGGGUUGAACUGUUGAAUUUUCAACUGUUAGAAUAAAAACACAGGAUUAAACUUGUCAUCAUGUUUGGCCCCAAGAACAAGAUUUAUUGGUCUCAGAUGUCUCCUCCAGGGGACUGGAACACAAUUUUAUCACUGAAUAUAAAAUUGAAAAACAAACCACAACGAGGAACAAUGGGGUGCAUCCCGAAACUAUUUCUCGAUUCCUGGCUGAAAUUACCCUGAAAUUAGUCAAAUAGAGCUCGGCGUCUCUAAGCACGUCUCGGAGGAACCGGCGAAGCUUUCAGAGCAAGGACGCGAGCGCAUAACACACCCUAACUUACAGUGUAAUCAAUUCUCCUCCUCCACAUUCACAUCCGAGCCAUUUGCAGGCGAUAACAGGACCAAAUGAAGUGUGUGUACAUCUAUUAGCAUCCUCAGAGGAAGGAGUUAUCAAUCCGAAGGUUGGGAGUUUAAAUCUUAGCUCUGCCAUGCAGCCACUGUUGGGCCCUUGAGCAAGGCCCUUAACCCUCUCGGUGCUGUAUGAUGGCUGACCCUGUGCUCAGACCCCAGCAGAAAGAAGUACAUCGUAUUGUACACCUGUAUACACUGAUCAACCACCUCCUUGUUUCUACACUCACUGUCCAUUUUAUCAGCUCCACUUACCAUAUAGAAGCACUUUGUAGUUCUACAAUUACUGACUGUAGUCCAUCUGUUUCUCUACAUGCUCUGUUAGCUUCCUUUCAUGCUGUUCUUCAAUGGUC
Molecule: messenger RNA, 1747 nt
Organism: Trichomycterus rosablanca
Lineage: Eukaryota; Metazoa; Chordata; Actinopteri; Siluriformes; Trichomycteridae
Product: rho-related GTP-binding protein RhoN-like
Exons: 5
Coding region: 153-842 (229 amino acids)
Biological process (GO): small GTPase-mediated signal transduction
Cellular component (GO): cytosol
Molecular function (GO): GTPase activity; GTP binding; protein kinase binding
Source: RefSeq, a predicted model, not a curated record